AUGACGGACGACAAUUCAACACCGAAGGCUCCUUCGUACAACACAUUGUUUGAGGAAGUGCGCGCGUUGACCGAAAGGUUACAAGCACUCGAAAGUGCCUCCUCUGCACAACAGCUGCCUAUACAAAAUAAUGUCUCCUCAGCCGCCGCCUCAAUCGGCUACCGCAUACUCCCGGAUGUGGGAACGUCCAUCUGGUCGUUCACCGGACACGAGUCGAGCAGCCAAGCGGAGGAUUGGAUCAGCUCUGUGGACGGGAUGGCUCAGGUCAACCAGUGGCCCUUACGACACCGUUUGCAAUACGUUCGAUCGCACAUCUCGCAAGCCGCGCGGAGUUGGUACCUGUUGGAAGAGUUCCGGGAUUGGGACACCUUCGUCCGGAGGUUCAAAACCACGUUCGUACGCACGUUGCGUAAGGCCGAUCUGUGGCGCGAACUCGAAGCCCGAAUUCAAGAGCCGAACGAGCCCACCAUUGAUUAUUUCUAUGCAAAACUCGGGUUGUGCCACUCGCUCGAUUUGACGUUCGCUGAUACGCGGGAAUACGUCGUCGAGGGACUGAGGUCGCAAGCCCUGACCGACUGGGUCUACAGUCGUACUCACCUCAACCGCGACGAUCUCUUAUCGGACAUUCGAGAUUGGGAACGUAUGCGCGCCAAGAGAAAAGAAAAGUUCGAGGCCGCCGGGUCGACGUUUUCCAAACCCCGUAAACCGAAGGCCACCACCGAACAGCCUAGUGCGAAAUCGACUAGCGUCGCACCCGCUGUUCUGCCGAAAACGACGUCUGGCGCGGUCGCUGGACCUAACCUAACCGAACUGAAAACGGACGCGUCGAGGGACCGUCCGACGAUUUAUUGUUAUAAUUGCCGUGGUACGGGACAUAUCAGUAAGGAUUGCCCGAAACCAAGACGACCGAUGAAGUGUUCUAACUGUAGCUCCAAUCAGCACACACGCGGCCGAUGCCCGGAGGUCGCUGAACGUUCUGAGGUCGCGUCCGCCGCCGAUCAUGCGUACCGCGUCGACGCAAGUUCGAGCACAAGGCCGAAAAAUCCGUUUUCAAAAACCGUGUUGGUUAAUGGACAUGCCGUAACCGGCCUGAUCGACUCGGGCAGCUCCGCUGUGUUGAUACGUUUAUCGAUAGCCCGCGAGUGCGGUAUCGACGUACGCGACGCCGUGUGUCCACUGUACACCGUAGGAAAUGCCGAUCAACCUGGUGCGACGACGAUCGGCGAAGGCUUCGCCAACGUCACCGUCGACGAGGUGCUGGGAGCUGACCACGUUCUGAAGGUUGUGCCUGACAACGCGAUACCUGUUGACGUGUUGGUCGGUCGCACAUGGCUUAACCUCCCGCACGUAAAUUACUCAAAACAAGCGGGUGAAAUUGUUUUUGAAUCAAACAGCUGCGUGUCCGUCGACGCACUCGCCAAGACGUAUGUCGCCGGCGACGACAAAAUCUACGUCGCGGAAACCGAACAGCAGCCGCCCACGAAGGAACCCAUCACAGUCGACGACGUUGUGUUCGACGCCAACGUGACGGAGGUUCAACGCGAAUCGCUGAUCGAGCUACUAAACGAAUAUCGCGACGCCUUCGCGAAAAAUAUUAAGGAGCUCGGCUGUACGAAUGUAAUUUCGAUGGACAUCACGGAAAUUCCUGAUAGCACUCCGGUUAAUCUCAAGCCAUAUCGAACGUCACCCUCCGACCGCCGCUUGAUCGCUGACACGAUUCGAGACUGGAAGGAAGCAGGUAUCGUGAGCGACUCGACCUCCCAGUACGCCAGCCCAGUGCUCCUCGUUAGUAAGUCGUCGGGUGAAAAGCGACUAUGUGUAGAUUACCGACGUCUGAACCAACAAACCAUGAACCAGCCGUACCCAAUGCCCGACGUGGAUUCGCAGCUCGGUGCACUGUCUCACGGCGUGAUUUUUACAUUCCUGGAUUUAUCCAACGGAUUUCUGCAAGUGCCGCUUACCCCCGCGGCCAAAGAUAAAACAGCGUUCGUCACCGAAGAGUCGACCGCCAAGUUUGAGCGCAUGCCUUUUGGGUUAAAGGGUGCGCCGGGGACGUUCCAGAAAAUGAUGGGAAUCGUGUUCGAAAAUUUGAAGAAGGACGGAGUUUUGAGUAAAGUAAGUAUUUGGACGACAUCAUACUACCGUCGAAAAAUUGGGAGCUGA
Messenger RNA from Metopolophium dirhodum (rose-grain aphid), 2163 nucleotides. RefSeq lists its product as uncharacterized. The transcript has a single exon. Gene Ontology annotation, biological process: proteolysis. NCBI's taxonomy places the organism in Eukaryota, Metazoa, Arthropoda, Insecta, Hemiptera, Aphididae. Bases 1 to 2163 code for a protein of 720 amino acids. Gene Ontology annotation, molecular function: nucleic acid binding; zinc ion binding; aspartic-type endopeptidase activity. The record is from RefSeq and is a predicted model, not a curated record.